AUUCCACACGAUCUAAUUGUGAAUAGCCAUCAGAUGGGCGGGUUGUCAAAGCCAACCCUUCUAGGACUGAGCUUUUCACCCCAUUCUGGGGCACUUUUCACUUCAGAACAGUGAUAUCCACACCGUUUUUGGGAUUUAAUUCAAACUGCUUUGCAGGACGUCCAACCAAGAGAUAUCUUCUUGUCACUCCUGAGAAUCUCGCCCACAGCUGAUCGGACGGAACAAAAACACAGAGGGAUCCGCACAUCAGACUCGGGAUAUUUCAACCUCAGUCCAGAGGAAGGGGACCCAGUGAAGGUUGACAAGGAAUCAAAGCGCUAGUUCCAGAACACUUGACUCUCUCGUUGAUUAAAAAUCUGGCCUGUUCCCGAGGUUGCACUAUCACUGGCUCAUGCUGUUCAGGACUUGGUAGAGCUUGGACUGCGAGUGUUUUAAUCUGCCCUUUACGCCACAGCAUCAUGCUGUUUGUCCCACCUCUCUUGAUAACAGCCAUACUUUGGACAACAGCACUAAAUGGAGCUGCUAUAACUUGCUUUGCACACAUGAGUAAUCACACUUCCUCAAUCCACAACCUGGAGUGCAUGUUUUAUUAUUACCAACAAAUGACCUGUACCUGGGGUAUUAGGGCACAAGCACCAGCGGAUGCACAGUACUGUUUGUCUUAUGGGAUUUCAGAUGUACAAAAUACCCAGUCCAGAACGAUCUCUCGUAAGAAUGGUUGGAGAAAUGUAACCUGCCAUGUUCAGGACGUUGGCUUUAAUCUCUUCAAUGUGAUGCAGAUUUGUGUCACUGAAUUAGGCCAAAACUUCUCGAAACUUCACUGCAUAGAUUUGACACCAGUCAACUAUUAUAAGGUCAGUCCUCCAAUUAACAUUAGAGUCAAAGAAAAUGAAGUAAUAUGGGAUGAACCAGAAGGUAACCAUCCUUCCCACGGCUUUUAUUAUCAGAUACAAGUCACAAAAAGGAGUACCAACGUCAUGAAGAUUGAAAAUGUAACAUCCAAUAGCUGGAACAUUGAAAAUCGGAAGCAAAGCUACUCUGUAAAAGUGAGAGCAAGAAUUAAUAAUCACUUGGACUUUUCUAUCUGGAGUGAUUGGACUGAGGCUGUCAUUGCUGAGGCAGAACCGAACAAUUUCCAAAUGCUGAUAAUGAUUGCAGUUGUGUUUGCUUUCAUCAUUCUGAUGUCCCUGGUGAUAUUCACUUGCAGAAAGUCAUUGGACAAACUGUGGCAACCAAUCCCUGAUCCUGAAAUGAAGUUUAAAGGUCUAUUUGACUACCACCACGGCAAUUUUCAGGAAUGGAUCAAUGCCAAAUCCUUGGGAGCCAAAAUACCUGAGGAAUGCAUUACAGUUACAGUAGAAGAUGGGAUUUAUGCAUAGAAUCCCUACAGUGCAGAAGAAUUCACACCAACCCUCUGAACAGUAUCCCACCCAGACUUCAUAUUUACCAUGGCUAAUCCAUUUAGCCUGUACUUCACUGGAGACAACACCUAAUCUGCACAUCUUUGGACUAUGGGAGUAAACCCAGAAGAAACAAGGAGAAUGUGCAAACUCCACUCAGAUAGUCACCCAAGGCUGGAAUCGAACACAGGUCCCUGGUGCUGUGAGGCAGAAGUGCUAUCCACUGUGCCACCCUGGUUUGAAGUGAUCAAACAAUGUUAAAACAUGGAACAGUUAAUACCAAUCAGAAUACAGCAGCAGAAAACCUGUUCAAUAACAAGAUAAUCCAUUGACUGUAUUUUCUCUGAGUAGCAACUCAUAAGCUAAAAUGCUGCUUCUUUUUUUUUUGGAUGCAUGAACUUUCACUCUAAUCUAUGUCAGCUAUGUUCAGUGCUUUUGUGUCCUUUGCAGUCAUAGUCAUAGAGUCAUACAGCAUGGAAACAGACCCUUCAGUCUAACCAGGCCAUGAUGACCAUUAGCCCAAACUAAACCAGUUCCACCUGUCUGCACCUGGCCCAUAUCCCUCCAAACUUUUCCUAUUCAUGAACUUAUCCAAAUGUCUUUUAAACAUUGUAAUUGUACCCACAUCCACCACUUCCUCAGGAAGUUAAUUCCACACAUGGACCACCCUCUGUAUAAACAUUUUGCCCCUCAUGUCUUUUUAAAAUUUCUGUCCUCUCGCUUUACAAAUGUGGCAGCUAGUUUUGAAAUCCCCCAUCCAAGGGAAAAGACACCUGCCAUUAAUCCUGUCUGUACCCCUCAUUAUGGAGUGGGAAUGUGUUGACACACUAGGCCUGAAUAUAUACAUGUUUUUCCUAGCUCAGUAACACCAUCCUGAGUGAGACGAUUGUGUGUUUAAACUCCUCUACAAAAAUUGAACACAAGAACUAAAUCUCCACUGAGCGAUGAGAAAGAUUCUAUUGUGUUUUUAAAGAAGAGCAAGGCAGUUUCCACAAGGAGAGAAUUGUUAAUGCACUUUCAAUGGAAUGUAAGGAAGUAAUCAGUUGAAGAGUAUUCCUGUAUUUUUCUCCCUGAAAUAGGGUAUUGGUUUCAGAGUCAGAAAUUAAAAGGAUCCCUGAAAUAAUUGAAUUAAUAAUGAUCAUUAUAGCAGCUUCACUGGAGUGAAAGUUUACCUGACAGUCUAGGAUUUUGGUGACUGUGAGAAUUCAGUGAGAUGAGGGUAAAAGGCACUGCUUACUAAAUACACAUGAUAAAAACAGGUAGGAUUAAAUUGGUAUUUCAGGCUAAGCUACAGAAACAAUCUAAAGCAAGUAACAAAAUGUAAGGGCAUUACCCGAUAUUAAAAGCUAUAAAUAGUUGAUUCAGUUAUAUUUCAAAACUUUGUAAUUAAGUGUAAUUACUUAAGUAAGAAGAGGACUAACAAAGCAAGUGAAUUAUUGCAGUUAUAGUUCCUGGAAGCUAAUGGGUAUGUAGUCCACAACAAAUACAAUUGUAGUUAAAUACCAAUAGUUUGAGAAACUCUGAAUCUAAGUCGAGCUGAAGCCUGAGUUUUGAACUGAAAACAGCAAAUGCUGGCGAUCUCAGCAGGUCAGACAGCUUCCAGGGAGAGAGAGCAAGCUAACGUUUUGAGUCUGGAUGACUUCUAGACACGAAACGUUAGCUUGCUCUCUCUUUCUGGGUUCUGCCUGACCCACUGUGAUCUCGAGCACCUGUUGUUUUCAGUAUAGAUUCCAGCCUCUGAAAUAAUUUGCUCUAUCCUGCAUUUUGAACGCUGUAGUGUAUCAGGGAAAAUGAAAGUAAACUGCGAUGCUUUGCUACGUGAGCCAGUCACAGCACUUUGGAUAAAUAUUUCAGAUCUAGGCCCUGAUCAAAAACAGGAGUCUGUGUUGGGAAAAUAAAUGGGAGGUAUUUGAUUAUUAAAUAGCAGAUGGGUAACGAGGAAAUUGUAAAUGUAAUGUAUUUUGGUUUCCAAAAGGCAUCAGGGAAGGUGCUACAUAAACGUUUACUGCAGAAGAGAAGAACUUAUGGAUUGGGAGUGAUAUAUUAACAGAAAUGGAGGAUUGGCUGCUUCAUGGGAAACAGUAUGUCGAGGUAAAUGGGUGAUUUUGAGGUUGGAAAACCCCCUGGGGUGCCACAGUGAUCAAUGCCAGUCUGUCACCUACUUAAAACCAAUGAGAAAUAUAACUAAAUUGAAUUAAGGGACCAUGUGUAUUGAAGCUUAAUUUGCUGAUGAGGCAAAGAUAAGUCAGACAGCAAGUUGCGAAGAGGACCCCAUGAGGUAUACGUAGGUUGAUAAUAUAUGAGUGGGCAAACUUUUGCAGAUGUGCAAUGUGAGUAAAUAUAAAGAUAUUCAUUUCAACAGAAAGAGUAAAAAAGCAAGAUAACAUUUCAAUGAAGAGAGACAACAGAAUAUUGUCGUACAGAGGAGUCAAAAUGUCUUUGCAUUUGAAACAGAAAAUGUUACCAUACAGGUUCAAUGACUAAUAAACAGGGUAAAUGGAAUACUGCUAUAACUGUGAGUCAAAUCGAGUGUUAAAAUAGGGCAGUCUUGCUGAACUGUGCAAGGUAAUCUUGAAACCACACCCUGACGAUGGCUGCAAUUUUUGUCAACUAAUUUAAAGAGGGAACUAAACUUAUAUAUGGAGGUCUUAUGACACACUAAAUAAUAUUCCUGCCUUGGGCAAGAAACUCCAGGCUUAAGUCUCACUUCAGGAUUGAUGGCCAAGGAAGAUACACUCAGACUGGAACAACCAGUUGGGAAUCAAGCUACAAGUCCUACCAAUACAGGCCAACAGCAGGAGGUAGGGGCAGGUCAGCCUCCUAGUGGAAGAAAUGUUGGUGCCUCGACCAUCAUUAUCCAUCGAUAGCUGCAGGCUGCAAUUUGCCUGUUUCCUCAGGCAAAUAAUUAUCCCUCAACCAAAGCAUGAUUCAUUGCUCUCUAUGGGAUCUUGCUGUGUGAAGAUCACUGAAAGGUUUCCUGCAAUACAACAGUAACUGCAACCUUCUAAUUUCCUACACAGAGCUUGAAGAAAUUCUAAGAUUGUAAGACGGUCAUGUUUUUCUGUCAGAAACUGCACACAUGUAUGUUGCCAAUACACAUUUCUGGGGGCAGUCUUUCAUCAUCUUAAUAUCUGCUUGAACUUGCACAUUCCUUGUCUUUCUAAACCAGUUCAGAAGCUUUUAUCAGAAUCAUGAAGCACGCGCCAAUGUUAAACAUUAAAACAUGCAAAACAAUUGUGCUUUUGAGAUUGGGUAUAUUUGAACAUCUCAGGAGUAAAAGCUAAGUUAUGUCAGAAAUGCUCAUUAAUUUUCAUUGUAAUUAAUAAUAAAAGUGAUGAA
Hemiscyllium ocellatum (epaulette shark) is the source of this 4739-nucleotide messenger RNA. RefSeq names its product interleukin-21 receptor-like. NCBI's taxonomy places the organism in Eukaryota, Metazoa, Chordata, Chondrichthyes, Orectolobiformes, Hemiscylliidae. The record is from RefSeq and is a predicted model, not a curated record. Gene Ontology annotation, biological process: cytokine-mediated signaling pathway. The coding region runs from base 459 to 1379 and encodes 306 amino acids. Gene Ontology annotation, cellular component: external side of plasma membrane. The transcript is spliced from 10 exons. Gene Ontology annotation, molecular function: cytokine receptor activity; protein binding.